CGCUGCGCUUGCCGUAGUUGUUUGGAACAUGUGGAUGAUGAUCAAGUGUGCAGUUCUGUGAGUGAGAUCAGAAAAAGAUCAGAAACACAGAAAUAAACUACUAGCCGGCUAUUACAUACGUAACGGUUGGGUUGUAGUCGGGCGGUCAUGUCUGAACCUGAUCAGGCUCCGUUUGUGGCGAGGGCCGCGGUACUGAAGGAGAGCAUCGCUCUGCCGGAGGACAUGCCUCACAUUAAAGGUUAUGACUUCAACCAGGGCGUGGACCACAGAGCCCUGCUGCAGUCCUUCCUCACCACGGGCUUCCAGGCCAGCAGCUUCGGCCAGGCCGUGCAGGAGAUCAACAAGAUGAUAGAGAAGAGACUGGAGCCGAUGCAGGAGAAGCAUGAGAGCUGUGAUUCACAUUCGUCUGCUUCAGGAUGCACCAUUUUCUUGGGCUACACAUCGAACCUGAUCAGCUCCGGUGUGCGAGAGAGUAUUCGCUACCUCGCACAGCACAGAAUGGUAGAUGUGAUCGUGACCACAGCAGGAGGGAUCGAGGAAGACCUUAUCAAAUGUUUAGCACCCACUUACCUUGGCGAGUUCAGUCUAAAAGGCAAAGAGCUACGACAGCAAGGCAUUAAUAGAAUCGGUAAUCUCCUGGUACCAAAUGAGAAUUACUGUAAAUUUGAAGACUGGCUGAUGCCUAUCCUGGACCAGAUGGUGCUCGAACAAAAAACUGAGGGCACACACUGGACACCGUCCAAAAUGAUCCACAGACUAGGCAAAGAAAUCAAUAACCCAGACUCUGUGUACUACUGGGCUUAUAAGAAUGACAUCCCAGUGUUUAGCCCCGCCCUCACUGACGGCUCAUUGGGUGACAUGAUCUAUUUCCACUCAUAUAAGACCCCUGGCCUGGUGCUUGAUAUCGUGGAGGAUAUCCGGAGGUUGAACAGCAAGGCUGUGUUUGCCAAGAGCACAGGGAUGAUCAUUCUCGGAGGAGGACUCGUCAAACAUCACAUCGCCAACGCUAAUCUCAUGAGGAAUGGAGCAGAUUUUGCGGUGUUUGUCAACACUGGUCAAGAGUUUGACGGCUCAGAUUCAGGCGCUCGGCCAGAUGAAGCCGUUUCUUGGGGAAAGAUCCGCAUGGACGCCUCCCCUGUAAAGGUCUAUGCCGAUGCUUCUAUAGUCUUUCCACUUUUAGUGGCUGAAACUUUUGCACACAACGCCAGCAGGUUGAUCAAGGAGGAGAAGAGCGGCUGAAGGUGUUUUUCUCUUUCAAAAACCUAUUUAAACCUCCUCACGGUCUUUCUGUUUGCUUGUUUUUCAGUGCCGAUGGUUUCGAAGCUCUAUUUAAAUGCAUAAAUCAUGUUUAAUUAUCCAUUUAAACAAACGAACAUCUUAAGUUUCUUAUGGACUUUGUGUACUAAUGUCUGGUAAAAUAUGUUUAAAAACAACUUUACAAGGUUAUCUUUAAAGUUGGAAUCUAUUAUUAUUAAUAUAAUUUUUUUUACCAGACAUUUUUUUUUUUUUUUUUUACUAGCUUUUAUGUUUAAUUUUGUACAUCUUAGAGAUGGUAAAAUCUGUAUUUUAUUGUAUUGCAUCCCUCACUGUUAUGCACAACAUCUUGUGUGCUGUUUGUGGAUUUUAUUUUGUCUGUUUUUUUAUUCUCUCUCUAAUAAUUUAAGUGUGUGUGUGUGUGUGUGUGUGUAUGUAUGUAUAUAUAUAUAUAUAUAUAUAUAUAUACAUAUAUAUAAGUACACACACACACACAUUUAAUAAAUUUUAAUUAAAAUGUUCUGUUUGUGGAGUACAAUCUGGAUGGAAAUACUCCAUUAUUUGUCAGAUUUAAAAAAUAAUAAAUAGAAACAAAAAUCAUUAUGGAGAGUGUUUAAUCAAUAACUUAAAUUAGCUUAUUAUCAUAUAGCUGUUAAAAUGCAUGGACAUUAAUUCAUGUUAAAUAAUUUAAAAUCCAGUGUACGGUUUUCAUCUUUUCAAAACCAGAUGCAUUUUUAUUGCUCUGUCACUUUAAGGCCAGCAGAGAGCAGCUGUGUUUCACUACCUGUAAUCCACUACUGUACAUUUGUUAUUCACAAGAGACUCUGAUUGAGUUUGUUUGGCCUGGGCUGAAUAAAUGGUUUAAUUGCAGUGAGAAACUGUAGAGAUAUAUACUGUAUUCAGCAGUUGUGAUGUGAAUGGCAUGCGCUGUUAUAACGCUUGCUCAGCUUUAGUAAAUGUAAAAAACCAAGCGUUUCGACCAGAUUGAUCUACCGAAUGUGUUGGUGUUGUUAACCUAGUUUCAAACUUCCUUUGGCACGUUUGAACUCACUGCAUGAAGUAAUCUGUCUUGAACUAAAUAGUGCACAUUUGAAUUUGCAUGCAAUGCAUUAAAUUGUUUUCUUUUUUGUAUUUAAAACCGGUUGCAUACAGAUACAUGGGCGUACUUAAGUAGAUGCCACAUGAAACAAACUUAUUUUUAUAUGUAUAGGCUACUGACAUUUUUAAUACAUUUUUUUUUAGUAGAUUCUUUAAUACGAAGUGACAAAUUGCUAGACAGCAUCAAAUACAUCCAGCAUAUAUUUCCUUCGUUCCUGUUUGUUUCAGUACACUAGCCAGGAGUUUGAGCUGAUCUUAUCCAGCAGCACAUCAGGCUACAUUCCAAUAAAACGUUCCCCCAUGUUAUGGAUUUCCAUUUUUCCCCAUUAUUGUCCCAUUUGGAAAUGCUCUCCUGCUCUAAGUGUUUGCUUUACUGGCAUGAAUGUUUAUUAAAGUCUUGCGGAGGAUGA
Carassius gibelio (silver crucian carp) is the source of this 2762-nucleotide messenger RNA. It is a transcript of the gene dhps, whose product is annotated as deoxyhypusine synthase. NCBI's taxonomy places the organism in Eukaryota, Metazoa, Chordata, Actinopteri, Cypriniformes, Cyprinidae. The transcript has 10 exons. Gene Ontology annotation, cellular component: cytoplasm. The coding region runs from base 148 to 1239 and encodes 363 amino acids. Gene Ontology annotation, biological process: peptidyl-hypusine biosynthetic process. The record is from RefSeq and is a predicted model, not a curated record. Gene Ontology annotation, molecular function: deoxyhypusine synthase activity.